AUGUCCAGAAUAAUUCCUUCACCGCAGACACUCCGCCUUCUCCGGCGGCUGUGCGCGCUCGAAUCGCCCAUCACCACAAGCACAGGAGCACAGACGCGACCACGACCGCAUCAGCUGCGAUAUCCGCCGAUGCAGCUGGUGACCAACUCCCAUCAUUCUCGACGACCAUUCAGCACAUCACGAGUCAGUGCUCAGGAAGCGCACCCUCAGCCUUCAUCACCGCAAUCCGAGGGACACGCCUCGUCUACCCCAGCAGAAGACACGCCACCCCCGGACAUAACAAACUACUACACACUGUUUCCGCAGACCCUGCCGAACGGGCCUCCGCCUGCCUCGUCCUUUUCCAUUCCGACAUCACUUCUGCGCAGAGAAUUCCUCUCGCUCCAGUCGCGCUACCAUCCCGACAAAUUCCCCGCCGGGACGGCUUCACAUCAGAAGUCUCUGGCUCUGUCGAGCCUGCUGAAUACGGCGUAUAAGACACUCUCGGACCCCCUCCUGCGUGCGCGCUAUUUAUUGUUGGAAAAGUAUGGUGUGGACGUGACGACUGAGGACAAUAAUAUCCACUCUGGCCUGACUGAUCAUGAGACGUUACUCGAGGUGAUGGAGGCGCAGGAAGCUCUCGAAGAGGCGACGAGUUACGAAGACAUGGAGAAGUUGAUGGAGGAAAAUGCGGCCAGGAUCCGGGAUACAGAGGAAAUACUGGGUAAGGCAUUCGAAAACGAAGAUGUCGACGAAGCAAAGAAGGAGUGCGUGAGGUUGAAUUAUUGGCGAAGUUUGCAGGGGGCGUUGAAGGAGUGGGAACCGGGAAAAGAGGUCAGGCUCGUCCACUGA
Cladophialophora carrionii CBS 160.54 is the source of this 831-nucleotide messenger RNA. Its product is annotated as Fe-S protein assembly co-chaperone HscB. Gene Ontology annotation, biological process: [2Fe-2S] cluster assembly; protein complex oligomerization. The coding region runs from base 1 to 831 and encodes 276 amino acids. The transcript has a single exon. Lineage: Eukaryota; Fungi; Ascomycota; Eurotiomycetes; Chaetothyriales; Herpotrichiellaceae. Gene Ontology annotation, cellular component: mitochondrion. The record is from RefSeq and is a predicted model, not a curated record. Gene Ontology annotation, molecular function: ATPase activator activity; protein-folding chaperone binding.